This is a messenger RNA of Cryptomeria japonica (Japanese cedar), 1515 nucleotides long. RefSeq lists its product as uncharacterized. Lineage: Eukaryota; Viridiplantae; Streptophyta; Pinopsida; Cupressales; Cupressaceae. The record is from RefSeq and is a predicted model, not a curated record. Bases 1 to 1515 code for a protein of 504 amino acids. The transcript has 2 exons.
AUGAAGAUCACCACCUGGAAUGUCAGGGGUCUAUCGACUCUUGACAAAAGAUGCUUGGUCAAACGAGCGUUGGCUAGAUGUAGCAGUGACAUAAUUGCAAUUCAGGAAACAAAAAUUAAUCAUGAUAAGGAGGAUCAUUUUAUUAAGUCAUGUAAGGUAUGGGAAGGUUUCUUCCAAGAAGCAAUUGGGACAGCUGGAGGGUUGGGUGUGAUGUGGAACCCUUCUCAAGUUAAACUAUCCCUCUUGGAGAAAGCUGAACAUUGGAUUUUAUGUACAGUCUUCAGCUUUAAGGAGAAUCUAAAUUUCCCCUUAAUUAACGUAUAUGGACCAACGAAAACUUUGGAAAAGGCUCAGUUGUGGCAGGUCCUUAUGGAUAAAAUUUUAGUUAUGGAUAACGACAAGAUAGUAGUGGCUGGUCACUUCAGCGCCCUACCAGAUUUGCGAGAGAAAUGGGGAGGUCUGAGAAUGCCAAAUAAGGUAAUGGAAGAUUUUAGAGAGUUUGUCAAGCAGAAUCACUUAAUGGAUGUGAUCCAUUCUAAUGGGCUUCGACAAGGAGAUCCUUUGUCACCAUUUCUUUUUGUUCUUAUGGUAGAAGUUCUUGGUAGGCAUAUCAAGAACAAGGUUGGGCUAGGUUCCUGGAAAGGAUUUCUUAUACAUGACAGAUUGCCUCUGAUAUCCCAUUCGCAAUUUGCGGACGAUACUAUUAUUUUUGGUGUUGCAUCAGAAAGAGAAGCUCUCGUCAUCCGGAAGGUGUUAGAAGAUUAUGAAACAGACUCAAGUCAGAGUAUGAACAAGCAAAAGUCAAGGAUAUAUUUCCUCAAUACAAGCAAGAGAACUCAGGAAAAGAUUACAAGGGUGUUGCAAUUUAGCCAGGGUUCCUUUCCUAUUCAAUAUCUUGGGGUCCCUUUAUUCGCAGGCAGAUUGGAUAAUAGACUUUGGGAGGAAGUAGUCAAUAAAUGCAAAGCUAAAACUGUCCUCUGGAAGAACAAGUGGCUUUCACAAGCAGGUCACAUCCAAAUGAUUAAAGCAGUGUUAGCCGUUGUGCCCAUCUAUUAUAUGUCAUGCUAUAGGGCUCCACACAAGGCCUUGUCUGCAUUGGAUGGCAUGCUAAAAAGCUUCAUUUGGGAAGGCUCACGGGAGGAAAGAAAGAUCCCUUUGAUAAGUUGGGACACAGCUUGCUUUCUCAAGGUGGAUGGAGGAAUAGGUCUUAGGAAGAUGAAUCUGCAGAACCUGGCUCUAGGUAUGAAACUCGCGUGGAAGAUGUACAGCAACCCACAAAAAGGAUGGUGUAAGUUGAUGUCACUCAAAUACAUGAAUUUGAACGAGCCAAAAGGAAUCUUCACCUUGGCUAACUUGACUGGUGGAUCUCCUAUUUGGAAGUUCAUUUGGGAGAGCCGCAGGAUCAUAACAGAGCACUUGUCAUGGAAUUCAAGUGAUGGCCGCAAAGCUAAAGUUUGGAGGAACUCAUGGAAUAGAGAUAAGGCAUUGGAGGAUGAGUUCGAUGAUCAAGAUUAG